AUGAAGACCAUCAAGUCAACAUCAAGUUGGGAAAGGAACUGUUUUUCACUGCAGAAAAAGACAUUGCCAACACCGUGCUGGAAGGAAGGCAGUAUGAUGGACGACCUGCUUGAUGUGCUUUCCAGAAUGGGAGGACACACUGCACCUGAUGGAGACACUGCUGAGGACAUCAAACUGCACACAAAACAGCUAAUCCAAGAGCCAGUGUGCACGUUCCGGUUCCCCAGCACAAACAUAAAGAUCUCAUUCACGGCCUUGUCCAGUGGCAGGAAAGUGAAACGUGAAGCUCCAGAAUCUCCAGUUAAAGCGGUUCAGCCUCAGAUCUCUCCUUUAACCAUCAGCAUCCCAGAAAACAUCGCCCACCUCAUGAGCCCCCUGCCCUCCCCCACAGGGACCAUCAGUGCUGCUAACUCGUGCCCCUCCAGUCCACGGGGGGCAGGCUCCUCUGGGUACAGACUGGGCAGUCGAAUGGUGAGCUCAGCAGAACUUCAGCUCAUAAACGAUAACUCGCAACCAGAGCACGAGAAGGACAACUCCGGAGGGGACAGUCCCAAGGACGACUCGAAGCCUCCGUACUCCUAUGCACAGUUGAUUGUCCAGGCCAUCACUCUGGCUCAGGACAAACAGCUCACUUUAAACGGCAUCUACAACCACAUCACCAAGAACUACCCCUACUACCGCACCGCCGACAAGGGCUGGCAGAACUCGAUCCGUCAUAACCUUUCUCUGAACCGGUACUUCAUAAAAGUGGCCCGGUCUCAGGAGGAGCCGGGGAAAGGUUCGUUCUGGAGGAUAGACCCGUCGUCUGAAGCUAAACUGGUGGAACAGGCCUUCAGGAAACGCAGGCCCAGAGGAGUCCCCUGCUUCAGAGCCCCACACGGACCCCUCUCAUCCAGGAGUGCACCGGCGUCUCCCAACCACUCGGGGGUGCUCUGCUCACUCCAGCGGUGUGCAGACCCCGGACAGCCUGUCGAGGGAGGGCUCACCUGUCCCUCUGGAGGUCGACACGUCUGUCCCCGCCCCCAGCGCCAACGUGCAGCCCAAACUAAUCCAGGAGACGAGAUUCGCACACAACACGCCAGGGUCCCCAGUGAGCAGUUCGUCGGUGCUGAUCGCGGUGCAGAGGCCCAUAGCUCAGAGCCUGAAGCCCGUCACGUACACCAUGGCCUCCCCCGUCAGCUCCAGCUCACAGCCCCCCUACAGACCGUCCACGUACUGCAGCAGAUCCCGGCCGGAACCGUGCUCCAACCGGCCACUCUAAUCAAGAGCGAGGGCCAGGAGAACGGAAACCACGCCGACGUCAAAGCAGUGAAAGUUGAGACAGUUCUUCCGGCUGUGGGCUCCAUAGGUCCCUCUGCUCCGGUGAUCCAAGGCCCCCAGAGCUCUUCCUCUCUGCAGACACUCACCAUCCUCCCACAGCCUCCUCUGGGCACGCACCAGCUGCCCAUCAAGACCAUCACCCAGAACGGGACACACAGCCUCGCCACUGCCAUCCAGGGGCACAGCUCAGCCGCCGCCAGCCCCCUCCACCUGUUGGCCGCCCACGCCUCAGCCUCCGCCUCCCUCCCGACCAAACGCCACAACGGAGACCAGAGCGCGGAGCAGCAACCGGACGCCAAACGCUCCAAACCGGACCCAGAACAGGCCACGCCCACUUCCUCCUCCCCGACAUUCACUUCCUGUCCUCCCUCCAACGACACGGCGGCAGCUAACGACCAGAGCGGCGACCUCAACUAACUCAUCCCGACCCCGAAACCUCCCCUACACCGCAACCAAAAAACACCGACACGAGUUUAAAGCACUUGAAAUAUCUGAGUAGUUUGAACUGGUCAGAAUAUUUACUUAAAAACUUUGACUUUGACUUGGUUCAGUGUGUCUUUUCUUAUUUUGAAGCUAAAAUA
Boleophthalmus pectinirostris (great blue-spotted mudskipper) is the source of this 1901-nucleotide messenger RNA. Its product is annotated as forkhead box protein K2-like. The record is from RefSeq and is a predicted model, not a curated record. Lineage: Eukaryota; Metazoa; Chordata; Actinopteri; Gobiiformes; Gobiidae. Gene Ontology annotation, biological process: regulation of transcription by RNA polymerase II. Gene Ontology annotation, molecular function: DNA-binding transcription factor activity, RNA polymerase II-specific; RNA polymerase II cis-regulatory region sequence-specific DNA binding.